This is a messenger RNA of Zalophus californianus (California sea lion), 1619 nucleotides long. RefSeq lists its product as uncharacterized. The transcript is spliced from 2 exons. The coding region runs from base 76 to 423 and encodes 115 amino acids. The record is from RefSeq and is a predicted model, not a curated record. NCBI's taxonomy places the organism in Eukaryota, Metazoa, Chordata, Mammalia, Carnivora, Otariidae.
CUCUUUCCCCUCGGACAGGGUCUUAAAUAACCUCCGGGAGAGUGUGGACUUGCUCUUCCAGGAAUCUGAGUCCCUAUGGAUGCUGGAGCUGGGACGGGCUGGCUGGCAGCGGAGUGGCAGGCCGGCCGCAUGGGCAGCCGGAUGGAGAUGCCGACGUUCUCCCGCUGUUUGCGCUACAGACGCACUGUGAAUGUGUUUCUGAGUGAACUUCUGCAUGUUCCUGUGAGAUUUUGUGAUCUUCCAAGUGAACAACCUGGCAGUGCCAACACUGAUACUGAAGAAAAGAACUGCUGGAGAAUUCUCAUGCAAGGUUCAGUAAUAGUAUGGAAACAUGACCACGUCUGUGAGUCUACACGGCGGAGACUCAAACAACAAGGAAACUUCUCCCACUCGAGUCGUAAAAUCAUUUUUCCUUCUUUGUAAUUGUUUUUGACAUUCUGCUAACAAGCACUGACAGAAUGACUCAUUGAUCUAGUUCAGUCUUGUCUUCUCUGUGUGAAUAUGGUUGUGUGUAUUUGUGUAUUUGUGUUAAUCCUCCACGUAGUAUUUCCAAAUAACAGUGAAGACGGAGUUAAUCUUCUAAAGGGCUUGCUCUCAUUGUCAGCCCUGGCGGUUUGUCCUGGGAAGCCUAUCAGGGCUGAAACUUCACCAGCAGAGAUAGAAGAGGUUCCAUUUGCCCUCUUGUCAAUCCAAGCCCACGGACUGUGAGCAUUAGGAGCAAAGCAGAAAGAGGAUGUACGUCGAACACAUUGAUGCCCUUCAGUUUUGUGGAUCUGUUGAAACUCGCUGCUAUGGCCGGUUUAGUUGGUGGUAUUUAUUAUCUUGGAUUUUCGGGCUCUGCACUUGCUCCUAAAGCAGCGUGUUUGUCUGUGUGCACUGAUGGCUGAAUUCCCAUGGCGGGGGGAACCCUCGCUGCUGCUGACAGGUCCAACCCCAGCCUUCCCCAGGUGUGCUCACCACGGCCCGCAGAGCACGUAAGGGCACAGCUAUCUUGAUUCUGUUUUGCAAGUGCUAUCUUUGUGUUUCCUCAUUUUUCUUGAUAAUGUCCUUGUGCCACCAUCACUAGGACCCGGCGAUUGUGCAAGGCAGACAAUUUGCCUUUAUUUGCAAAACACGGAAUUGCAAUGGAUGACGGGAGUGUGUUGUUCCCACACAAGGGACUUUCAGGAGGGCAGAGUAGCUAGUAGCUGUAACUCAAAGAGACUGUCUUUGGUCUCUGGUUCUGUAAAUGCUCUAGAAGAAAAUAAUGCUUCAGAGACUCAUUUGCAUCACGGUAGCAAAAUUCAGUAUAACAGUAUAACAAAAUUCAGUUCUUCAAUAAUCUAAAAUAAGAAUCUAAAUACAGGCUUUUCUUCAUUUCACAAUGAAGAACUUUGCCAUAUUCGUUUCACCACAAUUCCAGCAAGUUCCUGCCCAUAGCCCAUUAGAAGGAUCAACUUGCCUCACAUACCUCAGGGAAUUCAGCUGAUGAAAUCAGUUGGACUAACCAAGAAGUCAAAUGCUCAUGUUCUAAAGCUCUGCUUCCCUCUCUUUGUCGCAUGUUGUACUAUAUAAUGAAAAGAUGUCCAAGAUGUCAAUAAAGUAAUAGUAUUUUUUAUGGUGGCAUGGCAAAUAAAGUA